AAAUUUGGGAGGAAUAUUACAAUAUCAGCAAAAUAGCCACUUUACUGGGCAAACAUUAUCCAAGUUACACUGUAUAUAGGCUGAGUGGUAGUGUCUGGUCUAUAUUGGUAGUGUUGUCGACUGAGUGAAAUUAAUGGCAUCCACAAGCUCCAACUGAAACACUUGCCAGUGGGGAGUUGAUCAUUCUGAUGCACAGUACAGGAUCUGUUAGAAAGCCUUCACUCUCUGCAACAAUCUGAGUUUAGCAUAAUAUAUAGUUUGAUGAACCUGUACAACUAUGCAUGCAUGUGCAUGACUGAAAUAAGGGACAAGUUCGACCAUCGAACCACAUCAUCGAAUACAUUUCAAUCACAGAUACAGAAACCCUUACCGAGGAAAUCAAGUGCAUGGAGUCUAUAUAAUACACAGAGAGCACAGUUAGUGUAGUGGAGCCAUAUCUAGUCACACUGAUUGGGCAGGUGUGUGUUUUAUUGCAGUCACCGUAUAGCAGAUCACCAUCUAUAAUAAUAGCUAUAUAGGUUCGGAGUUGGUCCAGCAUUGGGAACAACUGCAGAGGGAAAAUAUCCGAACAAAUAAUUGAGUGCAUAUAGCUAGUAAUGUCAUGAAUAGAGAAGCAUUAAGUAUACAGCAAUCCAUAUAUAGCUAUUAUUCUAGCACCAUGCACAAAUUCCUAUAUUCCGGAGAUCAUCAGAUUCAUCGGCUCUGAAUAAUAUUUCUAACAUCUGUUACAUCUACAAUCUACGAACGGUCUUCAGUUUGACAAACACUCUUCACGAAUUAGCAAAAUUUAAUUAGUCAUUGUGUGGGUGUGUUACAAUGCUGAGGUCUGUAGUCAAAAAUAACACAACUUCUACUUGUUGUUUAGAUCUACAAUUGUCUCAUUUCAGUGCACAACUUAGUCAGCUAACCAAUUUGACUAGAUAGCUACAUCAAAUGGCUACUCAGGACUUCAAUACCUCAGCAGCCAAGGCUUUCCGUGAGCACUAUGACAAACUGGUGAAAUCCAUCCAAGAAGCAGACCUGCCUGUGCUGGGAGCUCAGUUCUUUAGUCGACAGAUAAUUUCCACGGAAACAAUGGAAAUGGUUGGAAAUGUGUCCACCUCGAGAGCUGUCAGGGUGUCCAAGUUGAUGCUAGCUGUGAUGACUCACCUGGACGUACAUCCAGACAAGUUUGAGAGUGCCUUGGAUGUCCUCAGAGAGGAGCUAGUUUAUGCUGAAUUUGCCAGUCUCAUUGCAUCGUCUAUUGGUAACAUUCUUACUGAUUCUCAACACUCCCCAACUGUGCUGAUGGCCUCACCAAAAACAGCUAUUGGUAAAUACGCUGACUACCUGAAAACAGUGUACCUUCGAUCAAAGCUCCCCGUCAAAGGAAAAUGGCCUCCUGCUCCCUGUAAGAAGAUCAUAAAGCUAGCUACUAUUGAAAUUGAAAAUAAUCGCUCACAUUUAGCAUUGUGUAAGCUAAAUAGGUCUGAGUCGAUUGAUGAGUACAUGCAAAACAAUAGCAUGGAUCCUAUUUCAAUGGAAGAGCUUUUAACCGAAAAAGACGGCUCACAGUCAAAAACUGUAAUCGUUCAAGGGGUCCCAGGAAUAGGCAAGUCGACUUUUGCAUGGAAGUUUUGUAGAAAGUGGGCUAAAGGGAAGAUCUAUCAGCAGUAUGAUCUGGUUGUUUUGUUGCGCAUGCGUGAUACAAGAGUGAGAGAAGCAACCAAACUCAGCAAUCUCUUCUUCUCAGAAAAUGCCGACUUUUCGAAUGAAGUAGCAAUGCUAGCAGUUUCUAAUGGUGGAAAACGCAUUCUCCUUUUGAUGGAAGGAAUAGACGAACUUCCUGCUUCUUGUUUAGCUGAUGGCAUGCCUCUUUCUAACUUGCUUCAAGGUGAUUCCCUUCCCCUAGUUACCAUCAUAGUAACCAGUAGACCCUGGGCUGUGCAGACACUAGAAGAAAAAUGUGGAGAUCAGAUUUCUCGACAGGUGGAAAUCUUGGGCUUCACAAGAGAAGACAUCCUGAGGUACAUUUCAUAUGCUUUCACUGAGGAGGGAAAAACAGAGUUCUUAGAGUACCUCCGCUCCCACCCUCAGCUGGAGUCCAUCAUGCACAUCCCACUGAAUGCUGCCUUUGUUGUUCAGAUCUACAAGCAAUUUCAUCGUUCUCAGCAAGCUAUCCCUAGCACCUUGACCCAGCUCUACACAGCUCUUGUUGAGGGUCUCUUGCUCCGCUAUAUCAAGUCCGUUCCUGAGUUUGAUAAUCUCAAGGUUAUCAGUGUUUCAAGCUUACCAGAACCAGUACAAACACAUUUCCAUCAGCUUUGCCUACUAGCUUUCAUGAGCUUCACAAAGUUGACUGUUCAAGUCACAUUCACCGAUUCAGAAGCAGCUUUGUACGAGUGUUUUGAUUUCCUUGGUCUCAUGCAGUCCUCAACUGAACUUACCAUAAACACUAGUACCACUGUAUCACACAGCUUCCUCCAUUUCACAAUCCAGGAGUUCCUAGCAGCUUACCAUCUCUCUAAACAGCCAUCCCAAGUGCAGGAGUUGUUUUUGGAAGUUCACAGCAAAGAUCCACAAUUUUCAAUGCUAAUCACAUUUCUGGUUGGAUUGAACAGCAGCGUUCUGCAUUGUAAUAAACUGCCAGAGUCAGAAAUUCAAGAUCUGUCCACAUUUCACUUGCACUUGUUGUAUGAAACACAAUCCCCCAAGGAUGUAUGCAAGUUCUUAGGAAAUAUGAUCGUGAAACAUUAUCCUGCCCUAACAAGUACAUCACUUGACCUACAUGUAUUAUCGUAUUGUCUUUGCUCUAGCAACUGUCGUUGGUCCUUAAGAAUAAGCCUGAGAAACUUCUCAUCACUCUUUCGCAUCUCCGACGAGUUUUACAAGGGGAAAAUAAAAAGACUAGAAAUUAUUGAUGCUUCUCGGAGUAACCUUCAAUUGUUAUUUUCUCUUCCCAAGUGUCUCUUUUCAGACAUGUACAGACUUGUAAUUAGAUUUUGUGAACCUGUUGAAUCUGUAGUUGGAGACAUCUUAAGUGACGGCCGGUUAAUGAACUUGAAACAAUUUUCUUUUCAGAAUAAGACUCUUCAAUUAUCUUGUGAUUUAAGCUUGAUAAUGGAAAGUCUGUGUGCCUCUCAUCCUAAUCUUGUUCACAUAGGAGUAGUACGCACUGUCAUAUCAUCCUCUGGUAUGGCUGGAUUAUGUAAAUAUAUGAGUUCACGCUCUCAGCCUGGCUCACCUGAGCUUACACUGGCUCUUAUACACAACAGCAUUGAAACUGAAUCCCUUAAUUUGCUGAUUAGUACUGUUGCAUUUUCAAAGAUUCUUACUCAUUUGGAUAUUUCUUUGAACCAUCUCUCAGUAGAAGAAUUAGAAAUGCUUUCUGUUGCUCUUUCUGCAAAUUUAUCUUUGAAAACGUUAGGGAUGGAUAGUUGUUCAAUCGAUGGUGAAGGAGCUGAAUUAUUAUCCACUGGACUGGAGGAGAAUCAAACUCUCCUCGGAUUAGAUCUUCGCAAUAAUCCCAUCAAUGUGAAUGGAGCUGCUGCCCUGGCUUCGAUGCUUACUGUGAACACUUCAUUACAAAUACUUUACCUUUCACACAACGAGCAAAUUGGUCAUAUGGGAGCUCUAAGACUGAUCAGUGCACUACAAGAAGAUGACAACAAGACUCUUGCAACACUUUGCCUCCCUGCAGAAUGUGAACCAAUUGAAUAUGGAUCGAUCUUGAUGGACGAUAUACGAAAAAGUGGUCGCAUAGAAUUCGUCGAGAAAACCAGCUCAGCAUCGAACACAAUAGCACACAAGUUUACACCAUUAGAGAUAUGGCCUUUUAAGUAGUUUCAUGCUGUAUGUAAUAGUGAACACUCGCACACACCAUUCACAUUGAUUUUGUAUUACAGUUUAAUGAUAUUUACCACUUAGUCAUUUAUGGUGGCACGUAUCAUAACAUUAAUAGGAUGCAAGGUUCGAAGUUGGUCCGGCAUUGCAUGGGAAUAACGCAAUCAAGUAGUUAAAGUGCGUAGCUGGUAAUGUUAUGCAGAACAGAAACGAAGAUGAAAUAAACAUACAAUCCAUAUAAAGCUAUACUAUUCUAGUUAAGGGCAUGCAUUCAAACGUAUGCUGGAGUGUAUACAUGUAUUGCACAGGACCCAGAUUCAUCGCCUCAGUUAGUCUAGAAUCUAGAAUCGUUAUAGUCAAUCUAUAGAUAAUUUUUUUCAACUGAAUCUAAGCUAGUCAGUUCGUGGGUGUGCAUGUAGCAGGAAAUGAGCUUUAAUUUCCCUUGUUAGCAAUAGCUGCAUGAGAUCUGUGGUUAUGACAACUUUUUGUACAGUUGAUGUUAGUCUACAAGGCUUGUGUCAUGUAUUUGUGCUAAUCAAACUCUCUUGUCUAAUUAUUAGCUCACAUAAGCAUUGUAUGAAAUAGUUGUGUAUCUACAUUGUAGUAUUGCAGUGUUUGGUGGCUUACCAGGACCUCAUGAAAAGAGUGAAAAGAAGUAUUCAGUUUGAAUCUCGUGGAAUUGAAUGCGCAUGCUGUUGUCUUUACGAGAACUCUAACCUAUUUGGAGAUUUCCCAAACCCAACUUGAAUGUUGCUCUUUCUGCUAAUUCAUCUUCAGAAUGACCAACUAUUCAAUCGAUGGUGAAGGAGCUGAAUUACUAUCCACUGGACUGGAGGAGAAUCGAACUCUCCUCAGAUUGGAUCUUCG
Halichondria panicea is the source of this 4689-nucleotide messenger RNA. Its product is annotated as NLR family CARD domain-containing protein 3-like. Gene Ontology annotation, cellular component: cytoplasm. The record is from RefSeq and is a predicted model, not a curated record. Gene Ontology annotation, molecular function: protein binding. Bases 934 to 3822 code for a protein of 962 amino acids. Lineage: Eukaryota; Metazoa; Porifera; Demospongiae; Suberitida; Halichondriidae. The transcript has 2 exons.